Messenger RNA from Cyclopterus lumpus (lumpfish), 735 nucleotides. RefSeq names its product mitochondrial ribosomal protein S33 (gene mrps33). Bases 205 to 525 code for a protein of 106 amino acids. Lineage: Eukaryota; Metazoa; Chordata; Actinopteri; Perciformes; Cyclopteridae. The record is from RefSeq and is a predicted model, not a curated record. Gene Ontology annotation, cellular component: mitochondrion. The transcript is spliced from 3 exons.
ACCAAUCAGCACCACGGAAAAUAUGUCAUGCGCGAUAGAGCUUGUGAUGGCAGUAUGGUGCGCGUGAAGGUGAUUGUGAACUAAAUGUUUGAACACGGACUAUAGUAGCUAGUCGGUUACUGCGUUUCACCGGUGUUUCACAUAAGAACGGUGUAUACUUCCUCUCAGGAUACAGGUUUGAAGUACUCCCUCUGCUCAGCAGGCAUGGCCGGCCUGUCCAACUACGCCGUGCGCAUGGCCAGACUGAGUGCACAGAUCUUUGGCGGUGUGGUGCGACAGACAGACUCCAGAUCUAUGAAGGUGGUCCAGCUGUUCCAGGAGCCUCCCAUGGCCAAGAGGAAGGAGGUGUACAACUGGUACCCACAACACAAGAUUUACUACUCCAUGACCCAGAAGCUCCGGUUCAUGGGGCUCUUCAGAGACGAGCAUGAGGACUUCAAGGAGGAGAUGCGUCGCCUGAGGAAACUCAGAGGAAAAGGGAAACCAAAGAAAGGAGAGGGGAAGAGAGCGGGCAAGAAGAAAUGAGCUGCCUUCUGUUUCUUUUCUUUUUUUAUGCAUGCAGAAGACAUUUAACUGUACAUCCUUCUGCUGUCCUCGAGGAGGAACAGGAAGGUGCUCUUCUGUAGCCUGACCUCCAAGGAACAAUCAAGAUGGCAACACAUGAACUGAUAAUCACCAACAUUGUUCAACAUCAGAUUAAACGUGUCAAUAAAGAUGCACCCGUUACCUCCUAGA